Molecule: messenger RNA, 1914 nt
Organism: Cladophialophora psammophila CBS 110553
Lineage: Eukaryota; Fungi; Ascomycota; Eurotiomycetes; Chaetothyriales; Herpotrichiellaceae
Exons: 2
Coding region: 1-1914 (637 amino acids)
Biological process (GO): interstrand cross-link repair
Cellular component (GO): mitochondrion; nucleus
Molecular function (GO): single-stranded DNA 5'-3' DNA exonuclease activity
Source: RefSeq, a predicted model, not a curated record
AUGUCGACCCAAGACCACAAUGUAUUGAUGCAAUUUGAAGUGGUAAACACUCAGACCGUGACAAGGCCGCCGGAAGAUGAGGGCACGGACGAGUACAGUGACUUUGGGGAAGACCCUGAGGCUCUCGAGAUAAUUGACCAGCUCCUCCUUGAGGCCGCGGGCAAAUCGGGACAGGAACAGAAAAACGCGCCCCUGGUUUUGACAGACAUCGAAGACUAUGAAGAACCUCGAGGCGUUCGCCUGCCUAAGGUAUUUGGUCUCGAGGCAACGCGUCAGUGGAAGCUCGAGACCCGGUCCGUUCAGGCCCAGUUCCUCCAGAACAUUUGUGAGCAAAGGCCCGAGCAGAGACGAGCAUCUGGAAAUGAAGAAGAUGUAAGGCCAGAAAGAGAGAAAUCUCCACCAACCGUGCAGACCAAACAAGAUGCUCAGCAGGAGCAGCAACCCCUCGAACCUGACACUCGAUCUCUCCUGGAACGGUUUCGCAAACCUCCUAUGAAAGCCCUCUCCGUCACCGAUCUCAUCUCCCCCGCAUGGUGCGAGUUACAAUAUUACUACGUCUUGACCAAACAUGGCCGGAAAAGGAGGACACCCACAAUGAAACAAGGCAGUGCAGUCCACCAGGCAUUGGAAGAUGAGAUACACGUCACUGUUCCCGUAGAGACCAUCAAGAGAGAAGAUAGUUGGGGACUUCGAAUCUGGAAUAUCAUCCAGGGACUGAAAACGCUCAGACGGACGGGCAAGACGAGAGAGUUGGAGAUUUGGGGAUCAAUUGGUGGAGAGCUGGUAAACGGGGUCAUUGAUGAGUUGAGCUACGAGUGUCCUGACCCCAAGCUUGAGGAAAUGAGUCGGAAUCUGCUGGAGCAGAAGGACGUCGAGCCUCCACUGCCAGAAUAUCAGGCCAGCAUUAGGGACUACCUGGUGACGAACGAAACUCGAGACCAGGGCCAGUCGCUGUCGCAGGCUCUGAAGCGUGGCAAUGGCGAUAUUGACAAAGAGACCAGUAGCAAGGCUCCCGCGUGGAGGACGAGGAAGUCAGAGAAAGAGGAUGGGAGGCGAAUCUACAUCACCGACGUGAAGACACGAGGCACUCCCACUCUACCGACAGGAUCGGCCAUUCGUCCUACCUUGGUCCAACUCCAUCUCUACCACCACAUGCUGGAAAAUAUGGCCCUGGGAAAAUUCUCCCUCUCCCAGCUUGCGGAGAGGUACAAGUUUGACGUCCACGAGACAUUCUCGGACACGUUCAUCGCGCAGAUUGGGGGGUUGAAUCAGGACGUGUUUGAAUUAUCACAACAAAGUGACGAUGUCAGGCAGGAUCUGCCGCCGUCGACGCAAGAUUCGAUGGAUGUUCUCCUUCAGCACAACACCCUGGCCAGCCUGUGGGAUUUCAUGAUGGAGCAGUUUCGAUUGACCUUCAUCAUCUCUUCUAGUUCAACGUCAGCGUCUACUCCGCAUACAAUCAAUUCCCUCGACCAGAACCAAGAUCCUAAUAUUUCACCGCCCUCCACUCUGUCUGCCCUGCCUACGCCGCCCUCACAACCAACACGGCUCUCUCCUGUCCUCACAGCACGUUACAUCUCCAGCAACUACAAGCACUUUAGCAACUCAAAUGGCACCGCAGAAGCUCAGUCGCAGAUCCUGGGAAGCAAAUCCGUCCUCUUCAACCCUUCUUUCUUCACGUCCUCCCUCUACUCCUCUUUAGCAUUCUGGAAGGGCGAGCGGAAGCCGCGCGGCGUGGAGGUCACUGAUGCGUGGAAGUGUCGCAUCUGUGAGUUCCGCGACGAGUGCGCGUGGAUCAAAGAGAGAGACGAGAACACGGUACGCGAAGCGAGGGAGCGGAGGCUGAAGGAGGAGCUUGAGGAUCAGGAAGACGUAGGCGAGGGAAGAGUGGGUGGCAGGAGAAGUCGAGUCUAA